Eutrema salsugineum is the source of this 3156-nucleotide messenger RNA. RefSeq lists its product as uncharacterized. NCBI's taxonomy places the organism in Eukaryota, Viridiplantae, Streptophyta, Magnoliopsida, Brassicales, Brassicaceae. The coding region runs from base 1 to 3156 and encodes 1051 amino acids. The record is from RefSeq and is a predicted model, not a curated record. The transcript is spliced from 7 exons.
AUGCUGGAGAAGGGAUGGGUUCAUCUUUGCAGGGUUGAUCCUGCGUAUGAGCAAGAUGUCUGGAAGUUUGUAGAAGCAGCGUCUGCUGCUUUAGGAGAAACUGAAACGCUGGUAUGCCCAUGCAAAGACUGUAGGAAUGUAGCUCGUCAUGUACCAAGUGAUGUAGUUGAUCACCUAGUAACAAGGGGCAUGGAUGAAGCUUACAAGUUGCGGGCUGACUGGUAUCAUCAUGGAGAAGUGAACUUAGUUGCUGAGGGUGGAAGCAAUUUAAGUAAAUGGAAUGAUGAGAUAGUUGGGUUAUUUCAAGCUGCUGAAUAUUUAGAUGAUGAGCUGGCUAGAAAGGGAGAAGAAGCUGAGGGUGAAGACAGAUUAGAAGAUGAGUUUCUCUCAAAGCUGGCUGAUGCGGAAACACCACUAUAUCCAACCUGUUCAAAUCAUAACAAGCUAUCUGCAAUAGUUUCACUGUUUAGGAUUAAGACACAAAAUGGAUGGUCGGACAAAAGUUUCAAUAAUCUGCUGGAGACUUUGCCAGAUAUGCUGCCUUCGGAUAAUGUGCUUCACACUUCACUGUACGAUGUCAAGAAAUUCUUCAAGUCUUUUGACAUGGGUUAUGAGAAGAUUCAUGCUUGUUUUAAUGAUUGCUGUCUAUUCAGAAAGAAGUACAAGAAGCUUGAUAAUUGUCCUAAAUGCAACACUUCACGAUGGAAGAUAAACAUGCACACAGGUGAAGUAAAGAAAGGUGUGCCACAUAAAGUUUUAAGAUAUUUUCCUAUUAUCCCCCGUCUCAAGCGAAUGUUCCGGUCUGAAGAAACAGCAAAGGACUUACGGUGGCACUUUACAAACAAGAGCAGUGAUGGAAGAAUACGUCAUCCGGUAGAUUCUGUGACAUGGGAUCAAGUAAACGACAACUACCCUGCUUUUGCAGCUGAGGAGAGGAACAUUCGGCUUGGGCUCUCGACAGAUGGUUUUAAUCCUUUCGACAUGAAAAACACUAGAUAUAGUAGCUGUCCCGUUCUGCUUGUCAACUACAACAUGCCUCCUCACCUAUGUAUGAAGAAGGAAAACAUCAUGCUAUCCUUGUUGAUUCCUGGUCUGCAUCAGCUUGGGAAUAGCAUUGAUGUAUACUUAGAGCCUCUGAUCGAGGAUCUUCUGCUUCUCUGGAACAAGGGAGUGGUUACAUAUGAUGCCUUUAGUAAAAGUACAUUCCAACUCAAAGCAAUCCUCCUUUGGACUAUCAGUGAUUUUCCUGCGUAUGGGAAUCUUGCAGGUUGCAAAGUAAAGGGGAAAAUGGGUUGUCCGUUAUGUGGAAAACACACAGACAGUAUGUGGCUGAAGAACAGUAGAAAGCAUGUUUACAUGUGCCACAGAAAAGGUCUAGCACCGACACAUAGAUAUAGGGUUAAAAAGGCAUGGUUUGAUGGAAAAGCUGAGCAUGGGAACAAGGCUAGGAUUUUAACGGGUCAAAAUAUCUCUCAAAUACUGAGAAAUUACAAAAACGAUUUCGGAAAUGGUAAAGACAAAGUAAAGAAAAGAAAAAGGGUUGUAUCUGUUGCAUCGGACUCUGACAGCGAUGGUGUGUCCAGUGAGUCAGAGGACGAAGAAGAAGAAGAAGUAGAUGAGGACGAGUUAUCUAGAUGGAAAAAAAGAUUAAUCUUCUUCAGGUUACCUUAUUGGGAGGAACUGCCGGUAAGGCACAACUUAGACGUGAUGCAUGUGGAGAAAAAUGUUGCAGCAAGCAUCGUCGCUACAUUGUUGCAUUGUGGAAAAUCAAAAGAUGGCCUUCAUGCUAGAAAAGACUUGCAAGGGAUGUCAUUGGAGGAUUGCAAGGUAUCAGGACUAAAAUCUCAUGAUUACCAUGUCUUGAUGCAACAACUUCUUCCGGUUGCACUGCAAGGACUACUUCCAAAUGGUCCUAGGAUUGCAAUUACGAGACUUUGUGCAUUCUUCAACCUGCUGUGUCAGAGGAUUAUUGAUAGAGAGCAAAUUACAGUGAUGGAAACUGAAGUCGUGGAAACACUUUGCAUGUUUGAACGGUUCUUUCCUCCAAGCUUCUUUGACAUCAUGGUGCACUUGACAGUUCAUCUUGGAAGAGAAGCGAGACUAGGUGGACCAGUCCAUUUUCGAUGGAUGUACCCAUUUGAAAGGUAUAUGAAAGUACUUAAAGACUUUGUUCGAAAUCCUGCAAGACCAGAGGGUUGCAUUGCAGAGUCUUAUCUCGCAGAAGAGUGCAUGCAAUUCUGUAGUCAAUUUCUAAAGAAAACAACAAGUGUAGAGGACAAAAAAGAGAGAAAUACAGAUUACAAGAGCCACUCUAUACUCGAAGGCCGUCCUAUAUCCGCAGCCACAACUAUUGAGCUUACUGAAUUGGAGAAAAAAAUAGCCCAUCUUGCUGUCAUUCAGAACACUGCUCUCGUGGAUCCAUUUGUCGAUUUACUGAUUCGUUUCGACUUCUUCAUACAAGUAUGCACCUUGAACAUCUGCAAGAUAGUAAUGCAAGAUGUAGACGUGAUGCAACAUUGUUAUGGAGUACACACACUCAAAAUUCGCGUGCUGGUUAAAGGAACAGACAGACAUGAAGAAACUCUCAAGUGGCUGGCAUAUGGUCCUCGUAAUACUGCUAGGUCAUAUACUGGUUAUAUAGUGAAUGGGCAGCGGUUUCACACGACUUCAGUUCAUAGGCAAAGUCAGAAUAGUGGAGUAUUUUAUGAGGCUACAGCUAUGUGUAGAUCUAGUGCAAGAGACACUUCACAGGUCGUUGAUUUGGUAGAAUACUACGGGAGGGUCACUGACAUUAUACUAUUGGAUUACAAUGUAUUUUACGUUCCACUAUUCAAGUGUCAAUGGGCAGUUAGAGGCAACGGUGUCAAGAUAGAAGACGGAUUCACACUUGUCAACCUCAAUCAAAGCCAAGUAUCCUUUCAUAAGGAUCCAUAUAUACUAGCCUCUCAAGCCAAGCAAGUCUUAUAUUCAAAGGAAGAUGAUUCAUCUAGUUGGUAUGUAGUUCUCCGAGGUCCUACAAGGAGAUACAAUGAAGACAAUCCUGAAGACGGUAAUGUAGAAGUUGGGCCGCUUCCGUCAAGCGCUGAGAUGGACAUCGAUGACUUUAACGAUGAGGCUGCGAAUGCCCGAGCAGAUUGUGAAGGCAUAUAUAUAUAA